Molecule: messenger RNA, 1593 nt
Organism: Spea bombifrons (plains spadefoot toad)
Lineage: Eukaryota; Metazoa; Chordata; Amphibia; Anura; Pelobatidae
Gene: LYVE1
Product: lymphatic vessel endothelial hyaluronan receptor 1
Exons: 6
Coding region: 12-1040 (342 amino acids)
Biological process (GO): cell adhesion
Cellular component (GO): plasma membrane
Molecular function (GO): transmembrane signaling receptor activity; hyaluronic acid binding
Source: RefSeq, a predicted model, not a curated record
AGAGCCGGGGUAUGAAUGCGGAGCCCGCAGGUCCCAGGGUCUUCAUAGGCGUCCGGCGGUCAGGACCUCGGAGUCCACAUCCCACCAAGAUGACUUCUCGGGCUGGAUUUAUCUCUUUGCUCUUAUCCACUUUCCUCGGGAUUUCUUUGGCACAAAGAUCAGCUUUUGAUAUAAACGACCUGGCGCCGUUAAAGUGCCGGAUCGCCGGGGUGGUUGUGGCCGAGGCGAAGGAUCAUAAAUACAGAUUUAAUUACACGACGGCGGAGAUCGUGUGUCAGCAGCUCGGCUUACAACUGGCCAGCAAGGCUGAGGUGGAGAAGGCUCACAGCUACGGAUUCGAGACGUGCAGUUAUGGAUGGGUAAAGGACCAAACCGGUGUCAUCUCACGGAUUCAGCAUAACGAGAAAUGCGGCAAGAACAAAACCGGCGUCGUUACGUGGAGUGCGGAUCUGUCGACCAGUUUCCAUGCCUACUGCUUCAAUGCAUCGGAUAAAUGGAUUAAUUCUUGUAAACCAGAGUUCCCCACCACGGCAGUCCCCACGACAGAGCCGCAGUCCGCCACGGCCAGCCGGGGCUCAUCUAACGAGACGGCGAGGACAGAAUCCCAAACCAAUCCGACAACGUUACCCCCUCUGCGAAGCACAACGAGAAAGAGUGACGCCGUGACGGCAUUUACCAAAUUAUUAGAGAUCGUGACCACCCGUCUGACGCCAGCGCCCCCCACACCGGAAAGCCAAGGAUUGGGCAAAAAUGGAAACAAUGCCUUUGGAGGCUUACCCGCCGCCCUCCUGACACUGGCAUUGCUCUUCUUCUUCCUGUCGGUUGUACUUGGCGUCUGCUACUUCAAGAAGUACAAAACGCAUUUGCUGUUCGACAAAAAGAAAGAGGAAGAGAAAGAAGCCGUAGAGACCAAAGUGUUCAAAGAGAACGGAAACAGCGAGAACCCAAAAGCAGACGGGCAAACCCCCAACGGGAAAGGCGCAGAGGAGGUCCAAGCGGCCACCACGACCACAAGAACCUGCAUGGAGGCUGAGGUGUAGCGAGCGCUUCCCUCCGGCGGGAGACGGAGCCGUGAAACGGACUUGGCGAGGAGCCUCAUCCACGAGAGCGAUGGAAGCGGCCGUGCCGGCAAACAGUGGAACUGAAGCGCUGGUCAGCGACCAAACUGCUCCAUCCUCCAGAAACCUGCCUCGUCCUCCAUCGGAGGCUCCGGCUUUUUAUUGCUUAUGACAAAACAUAUUUGGUUACAACACAAGAAGAAUGUCAGGAACUUUUACAAUUCUAUAAAAACUGGGCUAAAAACCAAAUCAAUGAGGCUCGUCCUUAAAUCCUAGGAAUUCCAAGAAAAAUCCUGUGGAAUUUCUGGCACCCGUGAGACGCAACGAGCUCCACAGAGACUGUCAAUAAAAAUGUAUAUUAUUGUCUUAACGCCUGUUACAAUAUCGCCACGGCUACGGGUUUAAUGUCACAAACUCACUCCAGGCGGGGAUGGAUCCCUAAAUCACGCGAAAACUCAAACAAUCCACGUGAUCCAAAUCGAAAUCGCUUAAAAAUGUAGUAAUAAUAAUAAGUAUUUUUAUUAAUGAGCAAUGA